This is a messenger RNA of Cutaneotrichosporon oleaginosum, 961 nucleotides long. RefSeq lists its product as uncharacterized. Lineage: Eukaryota; Fungi; Basidiomycota; Tremellomycetes; Trichosporonales; Trichosporonaceae. The record is from RefSeq and is a predicted model, not a curated record.
GCAUUCAACAGUGGUGAACGGGUGUCUGUCCAUCUGUGUCGCUAGUGACAUGCCUCGCGCCACAGGCCUUCAUGUUGGACUCAGAUCCACACUAUUCAAUCCUCCGCCUACAAAAGCUCGCAACUCUGCAUCUGUGUUUGUCUUGCUGCUCUGACUUCAACUACUCAUCGCCACUAUGGGUGCCAAACAGUCCGUCCCAGUCGAGGACGAGUCGUAUGGCAUCGCCGAGAUGUUUGAUGCUCCCAACAAGCGCAGUACCCCGUUCUUGGGUCGGAUUGCCGACAAGCUUCCCUUAACGCGCCGUUUCGCAACUCGUCGUUAUCCCACCACCACACGGCACGCUGGCCUUGAUUCGCUCGACAGCAUCGGUGAGAUGCGCUCUGCCUUGUCAGCCAUGGGCGGAUGGAACGAGCACCAUGAGCGCGAAGUGAUCCGUCCUACCGGGAGAGCGAGGCAGCUACAGCGCCAGCGACAACGUCGCCAACAACGGAAGGCAGGCGAGUGCAGCGAAGAGCGCAAGCGGGCGGACAGCCGCAGGCGACGCCGGCUUACAAUGUCUACGCUAGAGGAGACGAGUGACGAGGGACUGCAGGGAUUCGAAUCCUCGUCGGAUUCUUGCAGCUCCCCGGUCUCUUCCUCAUCUCAUGCGUGUGUCCACGUGCCUCUGCCAUCGUCGUCCAUGGCCCCACUCCCCGACUCUGCCCUCAAGGCAGCCUUUCCGACUUUUGUGAUCGAGGUCGCCCGAUCUCACGUCGUAGUUUCCUCGUCCCCCGACCAGCAUACUCCACUGCGCUGGAUGCCGCGCACAAGCAUCUAGGACCGAAGGCGGCUUCUUACUGCUCGAGAGCUCGAGUAUGUCGAUGCGAUUGUGGCACACAUGAACAGCAUGAGCUCUGAAGACUACCGACCUGAGUGGGAUCUAGGUGGCGACACCGGGCAGAAUAUCGGAGGGCAGGUGGCA